Molecule: messenger RNA, 567 nt
Organism: Trematosphaeria pertusa
Lineage: Eukaryota; Fungi; Ascomycota; Dothideomycetes; Pleosporales; Trematosphaeriaceae
Exons: 3
Coding region: 1-567 (188 amino acids)
Source: RefSeq, a predicted model, not a curated record
AUGCUUUCUUCCGGCUCUGGAUCCUCCCCUCCACCGCCUGGCCGCGGCUCAGGCCCUUCCUCAACUCCUCCACGAGCAUCCACCACUCGCGUGCGCAACGGCGCCACUCCCCAAACCGCACUCCUCUCUCCAGGUCUCCAACGCAACCCAGACGAGGAGUUCCGGUACUACGUCAACCACCUCGGCCAGUGGUUCGAAGUCAACGCGCAGGAGGCGCGCCAGUACCGCGCGGACGGCUUCGCGGUGCACAACGUCGACACCAUGGAAAGCAUCGCUGAGUUCCUGAAUCCCGUCCAGCCACCGAGCACGGAGGGUGCUUUUGGUGCGCAGGUGGAGGAGGCUGAUCGGGCGACGGAUGUUAUGGAGGAGGAGCUUAAUGCGCACCUCGGGCCGGGCGUGACCCACGAGGAACUCCAGAAGCGGGCAGAAGCCGCUAAGAAGGCGAAGGAGAAGUCCUCUGAGCCUGAGUCUCCUCACGAUAAGAAGGGUGGUCCGUCGAGUGAUGGCGACAAACGCGAUCCGUCUGCAGGCGCUGGCGCUGCGUCUAGCAGUGGCGUGGCGGAUUAG